UUUCUGACAGUCAACGACACUGAGAGGUGAAAUGGCGCAGAAAGGAGUUCAGCUGGACCGGGAAACCUUCUCUUGUUCGAUCUGUCUGGAUCUACUGAAGGAUCCUGUGGCUACUCCCUGUGGACACAGCUACUGCAUGAACUGUAUUAAAAUCCACUGGGAUCAAGAGGAUGUGAAGAGAAUCCACAGCUGCCCUCAGUGUAGACAGACCUUCACACCGAGGCCUGUCCUGCAGAGAAACACCAUGUUAGCAGAGUUAGUGGAGGAACUGAAGAAGACUGGACUCCAAGCUGCUCCUGCGGAUCACUGCUAUGCUGGACCUGAAGAUGUGUCCUGUGAUUUCUGCACUGGGAGGAAGUUGAAAGCCUUCAAGUCCUGUCUGGUUUGUCUGGCUUCGUACUGUGAGCAACAUCUCCAGCCUCACUAUGAAUCUCCGACUUUUAAAAAACACAAACUUGUUGAAGCCUCUGCUAAGCUUCAGGACACCAUCUGCUCCCGUCAUGACAAGGUGAUGGAGAUUUUCUGCCGCACUGAUCAGCAGUGUAUCUGUUAUCUCUGCUCUGUGGAUGAACAUAAAGGCCACGACACAGUCUCAGCUGCAGCAGAAAGGACUGAGAGGCAGAGAGAGCUCGAGGUGAGUCGACUAAACAUCCAGCAGAGAAUCCAGGGACAGGGGCGAACGAUGUUGAAGGACCUCCAACAGGAGGUGGAGGCUAUCAAUGGCUCUGCUGAUAACGUGGAGGACAGUGAGAAGAUUCUCACUGAGCUGAUCCGUCUCAUGGAGAAAAGAAGGUGUGUGAAGCAGCAGGUCAGAUCCCAGCAGGAAACUGAAGUGGUCGAGUCAAAGAUCUUCAGGGAGAAGCUGGAGCAGGAGAUCACUGAGCUGAAGAGGAAAGACGCUGAGCUGGAGAAGCUCUCACACACAGAGGACCACAACCAGUUUCUACACAACUACCCCUCACUGUCACGACUCAGCCACUCUACAGACUCAUCCAGCAUCAUCCGUCCUCUGAGGGACUUUGAGGAUGUGACAGCUGCUGUGUCAGAGCUCAGAGAUAAACUACAGGACGUUCUGAGGGACCAACGGACAAACAUCUCACUGACAGACACUAAAGUCCAUGUUUCACUGUCAGGACCAGAACCAGAGCCCAAGCCAGAGCUGAGUUCCUAAAAUAUUCACUGAACUCACACUGAUCCAAACACAGCACACACAUGGCUGUUAUUAUCUGGGGGGAA
Messenger RNA from Larimichthys crocea (large yellow croaker), 1236 nucleotides. RefSeq names its product E3 ubiquitin/ISG15 ligase TRIM25. The record is from RefSeq and is a predicted model, not a curated record. Lineage: Eukaryota; Metazoa; Chordata; Actinopteri; Sciaenidae. Gene Ontology annotation, molecular function: zinc ion binding.